CCACCGUUUAUGCGAUACUACACAGAAAUGGCGAGCGGUAAAAAGAGUACGCUGCUGUCGUCUUUAGCGGUCUAUGGAGAUGAUUCAGAGCCCGACUCUGACCCUGAACAAGAAGAAUCAGGGGGGCGUGUAGGAAGCCUUGUAUAUCGCUAUGAUGAGGAUGACCUGAACCAAACCGUGGACCCAGAAGAAAAAGAGUCUGCAGAUGAAGACAGCAGAGAAAACAACUCGGAAGUGGACGAAUCUGACGAGGGGAGGGACGCAGAUGACUUUGAGGUAUUUGAACACUAUCAGAAGGAGCCUCACUGUGUCUUUGUAGCUCUGUUUUCAGAAAAGGUGAGAAACAUGUCACCUGACGAGAUCAAGAUCCCCCCCGAACCCCCCGGACGCUGCUCCAGCCAUCUACAGGAGAAGAUUCACAAGCUGUAUGAGAGGAAGCUCCAUGGAGAUUUUGACACAAACGCCCAUAUCCAGCAAAAGAAGGAAUUUAGAAACCCAAGUAUUUACGAGAAGCUCAUUCAGUUCUGCGCUAUAGAUGAACUGGGAACCAACUACCCAAAAGAUAUGUUCGAUCCUCACGCCUGGUCGGAAGACUCUUACUAUGAAGCUCUCGCCAAAGCUCAGAAGGUGGAGAUGGACAAACUGGAGAAAGCCAAGAAGGAACGGACCAAGAUUGAGUUUGUCACGGGGACUAAGAAGGGCACCAACCCCUCCAGCACAGCAGCCUCCACCACCAGCAACACCACAACUACAUCCACAGAUGCCCAGAAGAGGAAAAGUAAGUGGGACUCUGCACUCCCUGUGACCCUGGCCCAGCCCACCCUCAUCACAACCACAGCCACGCUGCCCGCCGUCGUCUCUGUGACAACAACAGCAAGCGGUACCAAGACCACCGUCAUCUCCGCAGUGGGUACCAUCUUAAAGAAAGCAAAGCAGUGAGGAUGAUGAACGGGCUGCAGCG
Messenger RNA from Neolamprologus brichardi, 961 nucleotides. The record is from RefSeq and is a predicted model, not a curated record. NCBI's taxonomy places the organism in Eukaryota, Metazoa, Chordata, Actinopteri, Cichliformes, Cichlidae.